GGCCCCUAUAAAUACCCCUUCUUUAUCCGUGACUCAAAACCCUAGCCUUCGUUGUGCGCCUCCCAGAAGCGUAACCCUUGCGGUCUUGGUCAGGAGGAUCUCAUGGCUUCCAGGAAGGACGAUCCCAAGAACUCGGAGCACGAUGGUGCAAGCCCCGGGAAGAUCUUCAUCGGCGGGCUUCCCAAGGACACGAGCAUAGCUACAUUCUUGAAACAUUUUGGGAAGUAUGGUGAAAUCAUAGACUCAGUAAUCAUGAAAGAUCGAUUCACUCAACAACCUAGGGGAUUUGGGUUCAUUACAUAUUCUGAUCCUUCUGUUGUUGAUAAAGUCAUAGAGGACAACCAUGUCAUAAAUGGGAAACAGGUUGAGAUAAAAAGAACCAUUCCGAAAGGCUCUGCCCAGUCAAAGGAUUUCAAAACAAAGAAGAUUUUUGUUGGAGGUAUACCAUCAACCGUGACAUCAGAUGAGUUCAAGAGUUUCUUCUCCAAGUAUGGCAAGGUUUUGGAGCAUGAAAUCAUUAGUGAUCAUGUCACCAAGCGAUCACGUGGCUUUGGUUUCAUAAUCUUUGAUUCUGAGAAAGUUGUUGAUGAAUUACUGUCUGAUGGCAAUAUGAUAGACCUAGCUGGUAGUCAGGUGGAGAUCAAGAAAGCCGAACCAAAGAAAAACUCUAGUGCACCACCUCCUCAUUAUGGUAGUGAAUUUAGGGAUCGUUCUUAUGGUGAUGGACUUGGUGGAUAUGGUGGAGGCUCUUUUGGUGGGUUUGGAGGUGGUGGAUUUGGCCCUUCAUCCUAUAGAGGAGGCGGAGGAGGUUUGGGCCCUAGGCUUGGUGGUUAUGGUGGUGGUGCUGAUGAGUUCGGAGGUGGUGGAUAUGGAGGUUUUGGUGGUGGAGGCCUAGGUGGUUAUAGAGGUGAGUCAUCGCUCGGUUACUCUAGUCGACUCAGCUCAUAUGGUGGAGGUUUUGGUGGGGGAUAUGGCGGUGGUGGGUUUGGUGGUGGGGGAUAUGGUCGUGACGAGGGCUUUGGGGGUUACGGUGGAUCUAGUUAUGGAGGUGGUUAUGAUUCUGGUCCAGGUGCUGGCUAUGGCUCAGGUGGCGGUGGAUUGUAUGGAGGUAGGGGAAGCUAUGGUGCUGGUGCUGGACCUACAGGUCGGUACCACCCAUAUGCAAGAUAGGUUGCUGCCAUUUCUGCUCCAUAGGUGUUUCUCAGGUAUCAAUCCUAUUUAGUUCAGAAGGUAUUCUAUCAGGUACCAGUUUUAUUUAGUUCAUAAGGGUGGUAUUUGCAGGGCACCUCUUUCUUUUAGUUCAGCAGGUAUUUCAGGCACCAGUCCUAACUCUUUAGAUCAGAAGGGGGUCAGACGAUUGCUAGUAGAUAUCCUGCUAGACUAUAUGAUGAACGAGAGAAGUAGUUCGUGAAAGUUCCAUAGGCUUGUUUGCUCGUCUUUCAACAAUCGUUCCGAAGAAUCAUCUUCUGUAUUGGCUUAGUUAUCUAUUUGUAGCGACAUUUGCUAUCGUUUUGUUGCUAGACUUGGAUUUUAUUUGUAGAACCUUAUUUAGAGUUACUUUUAAGAUAAUGACCUGCUAUAGGCUUGUUUGCUGCUGUUUAUUUAAGUAUUGUGAAGCGGAUCUUUAUUGCUGGCUAGUUGAUUGAAAUGGACGAUUGUAGCAUCUAGCAUCUAGUGAUGUUUUUGUUUAUAGACAAACCUUAUGGCCGUUACAUUAAGGUCACAUA
Messenger RNA from Dendrobium catenatum, 1727 nucleotides. Its product is annotated as heterogeneous nuclear ribonucleoprotein A3 homolog 1. The transcript has 6 exons. Gene Ontology annotation, molecular function: RNA binding. Lineage: Eukaryota; Viridiplantae; Streptophyta; Magnoliopsida; Asparagales; Orchidaceae. The record is from RefSeq and is a predicted model, not a curated record. Bases 103 to 1170 code for a protein of 355 amino acids. Gene Ontology annotation, cellular component: nucleoplasm. Gene Ontology annotation, biological process: regulation of gene expression.